AUGUACAGCCGCAACAUUAUUAGUUCCUCAGUCCCGACGUGGAUCCAGCGUGAGCGUGGUUCCCCCAACAGCAGCUCCAAGGAGAUGGACAACUCUACAAGGGCCCAACGAGGCUCUUUCAACAUUAGUUCCCCCAACAGCAGCUCUAAAGAGGUGGGUAUAGCCGCAUGGACCCAGCGCACUUCUCCCAGCAGCAGCACCAGAGAGCUGGGCUGGAAGAUGGAAGGCUUUGCUGCCCAGUUGGAGACGGCUUUUGAUACCCACGCCGAGGAGCAUAUUGGCCAACUGUACCGUCCUGCCAGUCUCGAGGAAAAGGGUCCCAUUCUUGGCCACUUCAAGCGAGAGAGUGACGUGACCUCGACCAACAUGACGCCGCCGCCCCCGCCGCCACCACCACCACCACGGCCGCCGCGCCAUGACGACGUGUUUGAUUUCGCUCAGGGGUGCAGAGCCGACGAUGAAGAACCCGACAGCAACAACAACGGCAACAAUAACGGCAAUGGCAAUUUCGACACGGACGAGUUCCAGAUCUACCGCGACGGGUCGCUGAUCCUGGUUCCGGCCCCGACCAACGACCCUCGGGACCCUAUCAACCUGCCAAUGGUGCGCAAGGUCCUGGCCAUCUUCUUCCUCUCCUUCUUCGGCGCCCUGGCGGCAUCUGCCGAGAUCAUCCUCGGCGCGGUGCUGCCCGUGUUCGCGCUCGAGUACUCAGGCCUCUUCCCGGAUCCCGGCAAGAGCCUGAGGGACCUGAUCAACACCGGCGGGUUCCCCGAGGGCUCCAACCCGCUCAAGCUGCUCGACCACCUUGGCAGCGGGCCCUCGGUCUUUGCAAUCUACAUGCUGGCGUCUGCCCCGCUGCUCAUCAUCGGCCUGUCCAACCUGUUCCUGGUCCCCAUGGCCAUCGCCUGCGGCCGCCGGCCCGUCCUGCUCGCCACCAGCCUCAUCGCCAUCGCGGGCGCCGCCUGGGCCGGCGGCAGCAGGUCGUUCGAGUCGCACCUGGCUGCCCGUUGCGUCCAGGCCGUCGGUGCGGGCACCGUCGAGUCUCUGAUCCCCUUCAUCAUCCAGGACAUGGUCCACGUGCACCAGCGCAACACGUGGAUCUCGGCCGCAUUUGCUGCGCAGGGCGUCAUCAUCAUCGGCAUCGGCUUUUCCACCCCGACCAUCAUCACCGAGCUGUCUUGGCAUUAUGUUUACUACAUAACCGCGGGCGCCGCUAGCUUUUUCCUCGUUGGAAUCUUUUUCUUCCUGCCCGAGACGCGCUGGGAACGCACUCGUGCAGAGAUGGCUGGAAUCCCUCGCGACGACUCCCACAUCAAAUACAAGCCCCGGUCCUACAAGGAUGACAUCAACCCCUUUCCCGUCAACGUCAACUGGAAGGCCGGCGUGACGGCCUUCCUCGACACGAUGCGGACCUUUUUCUACCCCCAGGUUCUCUUCGUCACCAUGCUCAACUCCAUCGUCAUCUCGGUGACGUUUGCGGCGGGCCUCACGGCGACGCCGGUGCUGAUCAGCAAGCCGUACAGCUGGCCGUUUGACCGGAUCGGCUUCUCGCUGACGGCGGUGCUGAUCGGCGCCAUCGUGGUGGCGCUGGUGCAAGGCCCGCUGGGAGACAACCUGGCCAACUUCAUGGCGAAGCGCACCGGCCGCCGCACGCCCGAGAACCAGCUCAUCAACCUGGUCCUGCCCAUCUCGCUCGCCCUCAUCGGGUCGCUGCUGUUCGGCCUCGCCGGCAGCCACCCGGACCGCUACGGCUGGCCCGUUUUCCUGGCGUCGUUUGCCUUUAUCGCCUACGGCUUCCUCGGCACCAGCUCCACGUCGUCCGUCUACGUGCUCGAGUGCUACCCGCACCUGGCCGGCCCGGCGCUGGUCAGCAUCGCCUCCUUCCGCUUCAUCUUCGCCUUCCUGCUGACGUUUGACGCGUCCAACUGGGUCAUCAACCUGGGCUACUUUAACGCCUUCAUGAUCUACGUCGGUCUCAUCUCCUUCUUUGUGCUGUUCCUACCCGUCGUGUUCAUCUAUGGCGCUUCGUGGAGGAAGCGGUGGGUAAAACCGACCGCGUCUCUCAUUCCGUACCGAUCAGUCGCCGCGCUCUCGUCGUCGUCAAGGUCACCCGCCGCCGUCCCUGCCGCCCAGUCGUCGACCGGCCUCGCUAGGCCCGAGCGGAAGGAGGUGCCGCUGCCUAGCCAGGAGGGCACCAAGGGUGUCAUUCAAUAUGCUCUCACCACCCUCGACAUCAUAGCCAACUGGGGCCGCCAGUCCUCGCUCUGGCCCAUGACCUUCGGUCUCGCCUGCUGCGCCGUGGAGAUGAUGCACCUCUCGACCCCGCGGUACGAUCAGGACCGGCUGGGAAUCAUCUUCCGUGCCUCUCCGCGUCAGUCGGAUGUGAUGAUCGUCGCCGGCACCCUGACCAACAAAAUGGCACCUGCCCUCCGUCAGGUUUAUGAUCAGAUGCCCGAGCCCCGCUGGGUCAUCAGCAUGGGCAGCUGCGCCAACGGCGGCGGCUACUACCACUACAGCUACAGCGUCGUCCGCGGCUGCGACAGGAUCGUCCCCGUCGACGUCUACGUCCCCGGUUGCCCCCCGACCUCCGAGGCCCUCAUGUACGGCAUCUUCCAGCUGCAGCGCAAGAUGCGCAACACCAAGAUCACCAGGAUGUGGUACAGGAAGUAG
Pyricularia pennisetigena is the source of this 2670-nucleotide messenger RNA. RefSeq lists its product as uncharacterized. The transcript is spliced from 4 exons. Gene Ontology annotation, molecular function: quinone binding; 4 iron, 4 sulfur cluster binding; NADH dehydrogenase (ubiquinone) activity. Bases 1 to 2670 code for a protein of 889 amino acids. Gene Ontology annotation, biological process: mitochondrial respiratory chain complex I assembly; electron transport coupled proton transport; aerobic respiration. Lineage: Eukaryota; Fungi; Ascomycota; Sordariomycetes; Magnaporthales; Pyriculariaceae. The record is from RefSeq and is a predicted model, not a curated record.